AUGGCAGCUCAGAGGGGGCGGCCAUGGACGCAAGUCCUUUCCCUGACCGUCCUCAUUCUCGCUUUUGUUGCUACCGUCGGUGCUUCAACGGGCGACAAGUGGCCAGAGUUCCAGAACUGUCUCAAGGUCUGCAACUCUCAGAAUUGCGCCCCUAAUAAACCUCAAACUCCAAUCCCUGUCCUCCACCGUUUACUCUUCUGGAAUUGCGCCAGCGAAUGCGAUUAUGCCUGUCAGCACAUAAUUACGAACAAGCGCAUGGCAAAGGGUCUCUCUGUCGAGCAGUUCUACGGCAAAUGGCCCUUCUAUCGAUUCCUUGGCAUGCAGGAGCCCUUCAGUGUCCUCUUCUCUCUCGGCAACCUGUGGGCGCAUUGGGAUGGCUGGAACAAGGUCCGAGCCCAGAUACCCAAAUCGUACUCUAUGCUUCCGUUCUAUGAGUGGCUAGCGGGUAUCGGCGUUGCCUCGUGGGUCUUCAGCUCCAUCUUCCAUACUCGCGAUUUUCCGGUCACCGAGGAACUCGACUACUUUGGCGCUGGCGCCAGCGUGCUGUACGGCUUGUACUACACGACCGUCCGGGUUUUCAGGCUCGACAAGCGCACUCCUAGGAGGCGAACAGUACUUCGAUGCUGGACGCUGGUCUGCGUCUUCCUCUACAUAUGUCACGUCUGUUACCUCAAGUUUAUUCAUUGGGACUACACGUACAACAUGGCGGCGAAUGUAGCUGCCGGCAUCGGACAGAAUGCCCUCUGGACUUGGUUCAGUAUUGAUAGGUAUCGGAAAUCAAGGCGUAUUUGGGCGGCUUGGCCUGGUUUUGUGGUGGCCUGGGUCAUAUUCGCCAUGAGCAUGGAGCUUUUCGAUUUUCCCCCUUGGCUGGGUUGCAUUGAUGCCCACAGCUUGUGGCAUCUCAUGACAAUUGGACCAACCAUUCUCUGGUACAAGUAA
Messenger RNA from Fusarium vanettenii 77-13-4, 939 nucleotides. RefSeq lists its product as uncharacterized. Gene Ontology annotation, cellular component: endoplasmic reticulum membrane. Gene Ontology annotation, biological process: GPI anchor biosynthetic process. The coding region runs from base 1 to 939 and encodes 312 amino acids. The transcript is spliced from 3 exons. Lineage: Eukaryota; Fungi; Ascomycota; Sordariomycetes; Hypocreales; Nectriaceae. Gene Ontology annotation, molecular function: hydrolase activity, acting on ester bonds. The record is from RefSeq and is a predicted model, not a curated record.